AUGGCUGAUCCGGAGAAGAAUCCCGCUCCGAUUUCAGAGCCUGUCGUUGAAGUUGAUUCAACAAUCAGGCCGAACAAAAUCUUGAGCUUUUGGAAGGGCAGGAUUAAUGAUCCCAAUGUACUGGGAAAGGAGUUGCUGGAAAAGGCCUUGCAGGUCGAUGAAGCCCAACUCGAGCAAGAUGCAAUCAAGGUCCGUCGCAAGCUCGACUGGAUGGUCAUUCCAAUGAUGAUGACCACCUACAUGCUGAGCUUCCUGGACAAGCAGACGCUCAACUACUCUAACGCCUACGGACUACAACCAGAUACACACAUGACAGGCGACGAUUACUCAUGGGUCGCGUCGGCACUUUACUUUGGCUGGCUAACUGGAGCAUAUCCAUGGAACAUUAUCCUCCAACGAUACCCGAUCGGCAAGUUGAUUGGCUAUAUGCUUUUCGUCUGGGGUGUUGUGUGCAUGCUUCAAGCGGCCGUUUUCAACUUCGCAGGAUUUUUCGCAAUUCGUUACUUCCUGGGCAUGCUCGAGGCAUGUAUUUCCCCUGCCUUUGUCCUGCUGACGUCCAUGAUGUGGACGAGAGAAGAGCAGGCAUUUCGAACUUCACUCUGGUUAUCGACAAAUGGCGUCUCAUCUAUCCUCGGAGCUCUUCUGGCCUAUGGGUCCGGCCACGCAGAUAAUCUCACCGUCCCAAAUUGGAAACUCAUCUACCUGAUCGUCGGCGCAAUGACGUUUGCCUGGGGGUUCGUAAUCGUGCUAUUCUUGCCUGAUGGAGCCCAUAACGCCAAAAUGCUCAACGAAUACGAACGUAUGGUCGCCGUCUGGCGCGUAUCCAAGAAUCAAAUGGGCAUCAAACACCACAAAGUCAUCCCAUAUCACAUCAAAGAGGCAUUCCUAGAUGGGCGCACUUACAUCAUUUUCCUCAUGGGCAUAUGCUCCGGCAUUCUGAACGGUGGCGUCGCCAAUUUCAUAUCCAGCAUCAUUAAAGGUUUUGGCUUUGAUGCACUGAAGACAUCUCUGCUGCAGACGCCCGGUGGUGCCUUUGAACUUAUCGGCUGCGUGGCGUUCGGAUGGUUGGCGACGAAGAAGAAUCUGCUCGGUCUGACCAUCGUUCUUUCCUGCCUGCCAGGAAUAGCAGGUUUAAUCGGUCUCCUGACGAUCGACAUCUCGCACCGCUACGCCUUGGUCGCUUGUUGCUGGCUCCAGAACGUCCUCGGCUCGCCUAUCGUGCUAGGCUGGACCAUUCCCGGCGUCAACGUUGCAGGGCACACCAAACGCACGACGGUCGUCGGUCUAUUCUUCGUAUUCUACUGCGCUGGCAACAUCACAGGCCCCCACUUAUUUUUACCUUCCGAAUCCCCACGGUACUUCACCGCCAUCCGCGGUCUCCUCGGCACAUAUUGUGCCCUGGUAUUUUUCCAAGUCAUAUACUCGACCUGGUGCUACUUUGAAAACAAAGCACGUGAUCGGAAGGGAUUGCAUGCAGAACGAAUCCAGGAGGAGUUGUUGGAGGGGUUUGAUGAUUUGACGGAUAAGCAGAAUUUGCAUUUUAGAUAUAAGAUUUAA
Rhinocladiella mackenziei CBS 650.93 is the source of this 1557-nucleotide messenger RNA. RefSeq lists its product as uncharacterized. Gene Ontology annotation, biological process: transmembrane transport. Bases 1 to 1557 code for a protein of 518 amino acids. Gene Ontology annotation, molecular function: transmembrane transporter activity. The transcript has 6 exons. NCBI's taxonomy places the organism in Eukaryota, Fungi, Ascomycota, Eurotiomycetes, Chaetothyriales, Herpotrichiellaceae. The record is from RefSeq and is a predicted model, not a curated record. Gene Ontology annotation, cellular component: membrane.